Hevea brasiliensis (rubber tree) is the source of this 990-nucleotide messenger RNA. Its product is annotated as late embryogenesis abundant protein. Bases 239 to 802 code for a protein of 187 amino acids. The record is from RefSeq and is a predicted model, not a curated record. Gene Ontology annotation, biological process: response to water. The transcript is spliced from 2 exons. Lineage: Eukaryota; Viridiplantae; Streptophyta; Magnoliopsida; Malpighiales; Euphorbiaceae.
UUGAUCCACAAGCUAGCUUUGUUGGAUGAUAAAAAACUGAUCAAUCUUAUCCCGAACACCCAGCUUAGCUGAGUCACAAGUGCCGCCUCUAACGUGUCAAUAUUGUCAUUCUUGACAACACGUGUUGAAAUCUAGCUAGUUGCAUCCAUGCAGACAUUUCUAGCUUCCACCGCUAUCCUUCUCUAGUUCUCUUGCUUAAACUUGCUUAUAUACUUGUUUCUUAGUAUAGGAAAUUAAGAUGGCUGAUUUAAGAGAUGAGCAUGGCAAUCCAAUUCAACUCACGGAUGAACAUGGCAACCCAGUUCAACUCACUGAUGAAUUUGGCAACCCAGUUCAUAUCACUGGCGUGGCCACCUCAAAACCUCUAACCCUUGGAACAACCGUAGUGCAAACUAAGGUGCCGGCUACUGGCCUCUUGGCCAGUAGUACUGGAACAGAUCACGCACCCAAGGGUCAGACCGGCGAGCAUGCCAUUGGCGGCGAUGAGGGAAAUCAUAGGAAAGAGGAGCAGCAGCAGGGUUCCGGAGAGAUUGAAAGAUCUAGCAGUUCAAGCUCUAGCUCGGUGAGAGACACAUAUUCCGAGGAUGACGGCCAAGGAGGGAGAAGGAAGAAGAAGGGACUGAAGGAGAAAAUAAAAGAGAAAUUAACAGGUGGGAAGCACAAGGAAGAGCACGGACACACAGUAUCGAGCACAACCACAGAAACCACCCCAGGCGGCAGAGAACACCAUGAGCAUGAGAAGAAGAGUGUGAUGGAGAAAAUCAAGGAAAAGUUGCCUGGCCAUGGCCACCAUAGCCACUAAAACUAUAUAUAUGAAGCUAGCUAUAUAUCGUGUGUCAAAACUGGGGGAUUAAUGUGUGCUUGUCUCGUUAAUUGGCUAGUGCAUAGAUGUUGGCUAGGGAGGAUUGUAAUAAUUUAUGGUCGAGUGAAAUAAUGCGGCUGCAUAUAUACUUAUAUCAUCAAUAUAUAUAAUAUAUAAUAUUUCAGUUA